AUGACGGACUUGCUGAUCCAGUCCGUGUCCUCGCGCGGGGAGACGUUUCCCCGUGCCCUGCUGGAGGGGUGCAGGCCCCCGGGGGUACCGCGCUACAGCCGCUCCGGGGACAGAGAACUGGGAACGGAACUGAAGCACAGCAAGAGCGACGAUCUCGUCCUGCAAGGAGGGGCGCUGACUUCGCCCACAGAUAUUCAGCAUAUGCGAUGCGAUUCGCCGAUACCGAAGACUGCUUGUGUUGUGUACGAAGAUGAUCUGGUGUCGACCCACGUUUUACCGAAGGCCAAGUAUUUCAGUGACAGUGAAACGGAAGUGGAUGUGCGGCCCAGUAACUCCGAGAGGCAGGCGCGGAAAAUAUCGGGUGACUUUUCCGCGGAAGGCCCGAGAAGUUCAACGCGUCAUGUGGGACUGUACGAUCGAGUGGACCCGGAAGACAGCAUUCGUGAUAUGAUUACCGAAAAUGAUUUCUACCGGUAA
This is a messenger RNA of Gryllus bimaculatus (two-spotted cricket), 477 nucleotides long. The record is from the annotation of a GenBank genome assembly. NCBI's taxonomy places the organism in Eukaryota, Metazoa, Arthropoda, Insecta, Orthoptera, Gryllidae.